This is a messenger RNA of Saccoglossus kowalevskii, 1659 nucleotides long. RefSeq names its product ADAM metallopeptidase domain 10 (gene Adam10). Gene Ontology annotation, biological process: Notch signaling pathway; membrane protein ectodomain proteolysis. The record is from RefSeq and is marked provisional. Gene Ontology annotation, cellular component: plasma membrane. Lineage: Eukaryota; Metazoa; Hemichordata; Enteropneusta; Harrimaniidae. Gene Ontology annotation, molecular function: metalloendopeptidase activity.
CUACGUUUAAAGAGGGACACAGUAUUGUUUCAUCCAGACUUUGUUCUUGAAAGCUCCUCUCAUGGAGUAAUAAAUUAUGACACCUCUCAUUUUUAUACGGGUAAAUUAAAAGAUGAGCCAAGCAGCCAUAUACAUGGUUCAAUAUUAGAUGGUCUAUUUGAGGGCAAGGUCUAUACUGGAAGACAUCAGUAUUACAUAGAACCAGCAAGUCGGUAUGGAGAAGAAAGCAAAGAGUUCCACUCCAUAAUAUAUGAAGAUGAUGAUGUAGACUAUCCACACAAGUACGGCCAUGGAUGUGGACUGAAAGAUUCCACAGCAAACUGGAUGAAAGAGAUUCAAAAAUCUGGUAUAGACGAUUACAAACAAGGGGUUUCAUCUCUUUCAGCUGAAGACGAACACCACCACCAGGAGUACAAUAAAUACAGUGAGUCUUUCAAUCGUAAGAAAAGAGCUACAGAUGACAAGAAUACCUGUACCUUGUACAUCCAAGCGGAUCACCUAUACACGGCAGCUUUUCUCAACCAAGACCAAGUAGUGUCCCAGAUUGCCAGCCAUGUUAGUGCUGCUAAUGCCAUCUAUCAGAAAGUAUAUUUUGGUGACUAUGUUGGUAUCUCAUUUGUAGUGGCGAGAAUCAAGAUAAAUGACACAGAAGAUGCAAAUGACCCAAGCAAUCCUUUUGCAAGUAGUAAUAUUGGAGUGGAGAAGUUCUUGGAGCUCAACUCCGAGCAGAAUCAUGAUCCAUACUGUUUAGCAUAUAUUUUUACUGACAGAGACUUUGAUGAUGGUGUACUGGGACUCGCAUGGGUUGCUUCUCCUAGUGGUGCUUCAGGUGGUAUUUGUGAGAGAUACAAGAUGUAUGCAGGUGGUGCUAGGAAGAGUUUAAAUACUGGUAUUAUAACAAUACAGAACUACGGUAGUAGAGUGCCCACCAAAGUGUCACAUAUCACAUUUGCUCACGAAAUGGGUCAUAACUUUGGAUCUCCUCACGAUUACCCAUUGACUUGUAGACCAGGUGAUAACACUGACGAAAACAUAGCAGAAGAGGGCAACUACAUAAUGUAUGCGAGGGCAACUUCGGGUGACAAACCCAAUAACAACAAGUUUUCAGAGUGUAGCAAAGGAAACAUGACUAAUGUUUUGAAAGUCAAAAAAGAUAUUUGUUUUGUAUCAUCUGACGUUCAGUUCUGUGGUAAUGGUAUCAUUGAUGGCGACGAUGAAGAGUGUGAUUGUGGGUUUGAGGAUCAGUGCGAAGACAUUUGUUGUAUACCUCAGACAGAAAAUGGUGAUGAUAAUGCAUGUAAGAAAAAAUCUGGUAAAGUAUGCAGUCCAUCACAAGGACCAUGCUGUAGUAGUGCAUGUGAAUUCAUUCCAGAAGCUGAGAAUGUGACUUGUAAUUUGGCAACAGACUGCAACAGUGCGUCGUUCUGUGGCCAACCAGAUACUUGCGAGAGUAGUGCAAAUAUUGAAGCUUUAAUAAAAUACUACCCAGAAGGUCAGGAUUACAUCACUAUGCAACCAGGUGCAGCCUGUGAUAACUUCCAAGGUUAUUGUGAUGUCUUGGAUAAAUGUCGUCUAGUUGAUGCUGAUGGGCCCUUAGCAAGACUGAAGAAUGCCAUCUUCAAUCCAGAGGUGUACCAGGACAUUGCAGAUUGGGUCACG